Molecule: messenger RNA, 1644 nt
Organism: Penicillium verrucosum
Lineage: Eukaryota; Fungi; Ascomycota; Eurotiomycetes; Eurotiales; Aspergillaceae
Product: cytochrome P450
Exons: 4
Coding region: 1-1644 (547 amino acids)
Molecular function (GO): monooxygenase activity; heme binding; oxidoreductase activity, acting on paired donors, with incorporation or reduction of molecular oxygen
Source: RefSeq, a predicted model, not a curated record
AUGGCGUUUGGCGACAAUAUACUAACGGUGGGCGCAUUCACGCUUGCUGAGGCGUAUUUCCUCCAACGUACUGUCCUCGUCGACAAGACCUUCCAAACAAUCUUUGUCGGCGCACUGGGAGUAAAUAUUCUCCUAAAGGCCUUUUACGGCAUAAUAAUAUGGCCAUUGCUACUGAGCCCGAUGCGGCAUCUACCGAAAGUCCAGGGCUCGCAUAUAGAACUCAUCUUCGACUCACCACGGGGAACAAAACCCCUCAAAUGGAUGAAAACCGUCCCAAAUGAAGGACUUAUCCACAUGCGCGACACGUUCAAUCAAAGCUACGUGAUCCCAACCAACCACCAAGCACUACUAGAUAUAAUGAGCACGAACACAUACGACUUUGAGAAGCCAUGGCGGAUGCGAAACUUCCUGGCGCGGAUCAUCGGCUUCGGGAUGAUUACCUCGGAAGGCUUAGCGCACAAGAAGCAGCGCAAAGCACUCACUCCAGCGUUCAAUAUUAAAAAUAUCCGCUCGAUGUAUUCGCUUAUGUGGAGCAAGACGGGGCAGUUGCUGGAUGAACUGGAGAAAGACAUCAAAAUAAACCCGAUGGAUGGAACCAGUCCAGAGGACCUAGAGGGUAAGGUUGAGAUGUCCGAGUGGGCGAGUCGCCUCACACUCGACAUAAUCGGGCCCAUAGCAAUGGGACGUGACUUUGGCUCGCUUCACAACAAGCGAAACAAGGUGGCAGACAGCUUCGCAAAGAUCCUCGAGCCGACUAGGGAGAAGAUGGCAUUCCUAGUGAUGAACUUUGCACUACCGCAGUGGAUGGCGAAGCGUGUUCCGUGGCGGAUGAACGACGUACUGAAAGCUGAGACGGCGUAUCUACGCAGUACCUGCGACGAUAUUGUACGUGAGAAGCGAACCAGUCUUGUUGGGUCUAAGGUCUCUGCUCAGGAUCUCGAGGCCGAUAUUCUGGGGACGAUGAUGCUUGGUGGGGAUUUCUCGGAUACGGAGUUGGUUGAUCAGAUGUUGACAUUUUUGGCUGCCGGGCACGAGACCACCGCCAGCGCCUUAACCUGGGCCUGCUAUCUGCUCCAUCUCCACCCAGAAUACCAAACCCGCCUCCGUGAUGAAAUCCGCUCCAAGAUCCCGUCGGGCGACAGUCCAAUAACUUACCAAGACCUCGAAUCUCUCCCUUUACUAAAUGGCGUCUGCCAAGAAGUCCUCCGUCUGUACCCAACUGUCCCAACGACAAUCCGCGAAGCAGUCCGCAACACCGUCGUAGCAGGGAAGUACGUCCCGAAGGGGACACGGGUUGUGUUAUGUCCGUGGGCGAUAAACAGAAGUCCACUUUUCUGGGGCGAUGACGGGGAAGAAUUCGUGCCUGAGCGCUGGAUUGACACGGACAAGAACGGACACUGUAUUCCGAACAAUAAUGGUGGGGCAUCGACGAAUUUCGCGCAGAUCACAUUUCUGCAUGGGCAGAGAUCUUGUAUUGGGAAGGACUUUGCGCGUGCGGAGUUACGGUGUGCGGUUGCUGGCGUUGUUGGACGGUUUUUGUUUGAGAUGCAGGAUCCAAAGCAGGUGAUUCAUGUUGCUGGGGCGGUUACUAUCAAGCCGGUUGAGGGGAUGCACUUGAGGAUGCGAAGGGUUGAUGGGUGGUAA